UUUAAUGAAUUUUGUAUCAACUGGCAACUAAUACAUAAGUUUCCAAAGAUUGCCAAAGACUUCAGCUUCUUAAAUGCAAAAAUGCAAAAAUACAAAGCUCCUAAAGAACAGAGACUGUAUGAUAAGAUCUUAAGCUACUAGGCCUACCUUUCCUCUCAGUAUUAUUACCAUGACCUUCAAACUUGACUUACAAAACCAAAAUUCUUAGAUGUACUAGUAUCCUUACUUCUUUACAUCAUGACUACUUCUAUAACUUUUAUCUAUAAUUCCUGCCUCAGAUUUUUGAACUUAUUCCGAUUGGAAUAAUAACUUUGAGUAGGCCUGAGAGACAAACUAUAUAUGGAUCCUGAAGUCUGACCCAAACAGAUGGUGACUUCCUCCGACUCUUUACAGGCUCAAAAUUGAUAUGGAGAAUACCAAGAGCCAAUUGAAUGGGCUUUUCAGAGAUUCAACUCAACAAAGUUUCAUAAACAAUUCGUUCACUGAAGUGUUCAAGAUCUCUCAAAGUCGAUUAUGAAAAAGACCCAGACUAAACCUCUGCUUACUAAUCAGAAAGUAAAGACUCUAGAGAUUAUAGAAUUGAUCCAAGGAGUUCAGGAGUGCAAUAUAGCUCAACCAUCAGUGCAAGUCAAUUCUCUCGAAAUCAAUAAAACUGCAUCAAAACAUGUAAAUAUGCUGCAGAGAACUCUGAUGCCUCCUCCAGACCCCAAAGUUAGUCCUUUAAAUUGUAAAAGAAGUAUUGGAGACCAAUCGGAGCUUAAAAAGGAACUAACUAAGCCUGAGAAUUUAAUAGAAAAAGACACGCAACUGAAGUCAAAGCUUCAAAUUGAAGAAGACAAGCAAGCUCAGCCUGACGAUGACUUCGGAGUUGAAGAAGCUGAUGAGAAAGCUCAAUUCAACUUUCCUCUUUCACCUAAGGACAAAAGGAGAAUGAUUAGAUGGGGCAAAUGCCAAGAUAAGAAACUCUUCGCAGCUAUUAGAUCUCUUGAGAAGCAGGGGGUUCUCCAGCUUGAAAGCCUCCUCGCAAUGAAUGCUGAAACUGAAGCCGACAGUAACCAAGGAGUGGCAGCUUUGGCUGAGAAGAUCCAGUGGAAAUGCAAAUUUAAAAAUUUGGUCUACAGAGUCAAGAAAUUAAGUAACAAGAAGUUCUCCUUUAGAGAAGUCAAGGCUUUAAAGAGAAUCAUCAAGAAAGAGCAAGAGCAUGGAUAA
Molecule: messenger RNA, 1209 nt
Organism: Moneuplotes crassus
Lineage: Eukaryota; Ciliophora; Spirotrichea; Euplotida; Euplotidae
Source: the annotation of a GenBank genome assembly